ACAGGUUCUUAGAAGGUGAGUGGGGACGGCAUGCAAAGUUGUGAAUCCAGUGUGGACAGUGCGGAUGACUCUCUCAGUCGUGGCCUGCGGAGAAGGGGACAGCCUCGUGUGGUGGUGAUCGGCGCUGGCUUGGCUGGCCUGGCCGCAGCCAAAGCACUUCUGGAGCAGGGCUUCACAGAUGUCACUGUGCUUGAGGCUUCUAGCCACAUCGGAGGCCGCGUGCAGAGCGUGAAACUUGGACGCGCCACCUUUGAACUGGGAGCCACCUGGAUCCAUGGCUCCCAUGGGAAUCCUAUAUAUCAUCUAGCAGAAGCCAAUGGCCUCUUGGAAGAGACAACCGAUGGAGAACGCAGUGUGGGCCGCAUCAGCCUCUACUCCAAGAAUGGUGUGGUCUGUUACCUUACCAACCAUGGCCACAGGAUCCCCAAGGACGUGGUUGAGGAAUUCAGCGAUUUAUACGACGAGGUCUAUAACUUGACCCAGGAAUUCUUCCGGCAUGGUAAACCAGUCAAUGCUGAGAGUGAGAAUAGCGUGGGAGUGUUCACUCGGGAAGAGGUGCGAAAUCGAAUCAGGGAUGACCCUGAUGAUCCGGAGGCUACCAAGCGCCUGAAACUCGCCAUGAUCCAGCAGUACCUGAAGGUGGAGAGCUGCGAGAGUAGCUCACACAGCAUAGACGAGGUGUCCCUGAGCGCCUUCGGGGAGUGGACAGAGAUUCCGGGCGCCCACCACAUCAUCCCCUCGGGCUUCAUGCGGGUGGUGGAGCUGCUGGCGGAGGGCAUCCCCGCCAACGUCAUCCAGCUGGGCAAGCCGGUCCGGUGCAUCCACUGGGACCAGGCCUCAGCCCAUCCCCGGGGCCCUGAGAUUGAGCCCCGCCGGAAGGGUGACCACAAUCACUACAGUGGGGAGGGCGGCCAGCGCGGAGAGGGCCCCCAGGGGGAGGGGUGGGGCGACGAGGAGCCGUGGCCGGUGGCGGUGGAGUGUGAGGACUGCGAGGUGAUCCCUGCGGACCAUGUGAUCGUGACGGUGUCCCUGGGCGUCCUCAAGAGGCAGUACACCAGCCUGUUCCAGCCCAGCCUGCCCACAGAGAAGGUGGCUGCCAUCCAUCGCCUGGGCAUCGGCACCACCGACAAGAUCUUCCUUGAGUUCGAGGAACCUUUCUGGGGUCCCGAAUGCAACAGCUUACAGUUCGUGUGGGAGGACGAGGCGGAGAGCCGCACCCUCACCUACCCACCUGAGCUCUGGUACCGCAAGAUCUGCGGAUUCGAUGUCCUGUACCCGCCCGAGCGCUACGGCCACGUGCUGAGUGGCUGGAUCUGCGGGGAGGAGGCCCUGGUCAUGGAGAAGUGUGACGACGAGGCGGUGGCCGAGAUCUGUACGGAGAUGCUUCGUCAGUUCACAGGGAACCCCAAUAUUCCAAAACCUCGGCGAAUCCUGCGCUCAGCCUGGGGCAGCAACCCCUAUUUCCGAGGUUCUUAUUCAUACACGCAGGUGGGCUCAAGUGGGGCUGAUGUGGAGAAGCUGGCCAAGCCCUUGCCCUACACAGAGAGCUCCAAGACAGCGCAUGGAAACUCCACAAAGCAGCAGCCUGGUCACCUUUUAUCAUCCAAGUGCCCAGAACAGUCCUUGGAACCUAGUAGAGGCUCCAUAAAGCCCAUGCAGGUGCUGUUUUCUGGUGAGGCCACCCACCGCAAGUACUACUCCACCACCCAUGGUGCUCUGCUCUCUGGCCAGCGUGAGGCUGCACGUCUCAUCGAGAUGUAUCGAGACCUCUUCCAGCAAGGUCCCUGAGGGCUGUCCUUACUGCCAUCAUGUUCCUUAAAGAACCACUAACUCGUGACUGCCAGCCCUGUCCCUUACUCCUGUGUGCUCCUAAUUACCGGUAGAAUGUUUUUUAAAAAUCUUAUCUUCUAUAGAGCUAGACACCUGGCUGGUUUCAGAUUGGGCCCUGUAGCAUUUCCUUUCCUCUGGGCCAGGUGGUGACCAGGUAGAACCAUGUGAUUGACCUCUGUGCUGGGACACUGACCUUCUGCCCCUCCCUCCUCCUCCCUUGUUAUUGCAAGUGCCUUCAAUACUUUACAUUUUGGGGUAAUA
Molecule: messenger RNA, 2091 nt
Organism: Dipodomys ordii (Ord's kangaroo rat)
Lineage: Eukaryota; Metazoa; Chordata; Mammalia; Rodentia; Heteromyidae
Gene: Smox
Product: spermine oxidase
Exons: 7
Coding region: 31-1788 (585 amino acids)
Molecular function (GO): polyamine oxidase activity
Source: RefSeq, a predicted model, not a curated record